CUUUCUUUUUGCGAUGAACCCCACUAGUCCCCCGCUCUCGAUAGCCGCGCCUGCGUACUCUGUUGGUGGAUGCGCUUUGAUACUGCGCGUAUGAUGAGCGAGAGAGCAAAAUAUAAAAACGUGAUGUAAAUCUGCUUCUUGCCAUAACUCAUCACGUUCUCUUCUCCGCUGCUACAUUCGUACUAUUCACAAACAAACAUGUCGCCACAUGCUCUUCAGAACAAGUACUCCAUCGCAACGAUGGGUGCGGAUGGUAUCGGCCCCGAAGUUGUCGAUGCGAGUGUGCAGGUGAUGAAGAAGUUGGUAGAGCUGGAUGGCUCGUUCGAGCUCGCUUUCGAGAACUUCGAUUGGAGCAGCGACACAUACAAGAAGACAGGAAAGUACAUUCCAGAUGGCGGACUUGAUGCGCUCAAGAAACAUGAUGCGAUACUUUUCGGUGCCGUCGGCGCGCCUGAUGUUCCCGAUCACAUUUCACUCUGGGGUCUCCGGUUAGCUAUCUGCCAGCCAUUCCAGCAAUACGCCAACGUACGUCCCACAAAGAUUUUCCGAGGGACGUCAUCGCCACUACGGAAAGCUGAGCACGGUGAUUUGGACUGGGUUAUCAUCCGUGAGAACAGCGAAGGAGAGUACGCCGGCCAGGGUGGACGAUCACACCGUGGCCAGCCAUGGGAGACUGCGACAGAGGUAGCUAUCUUCUCGCGACAUGGCGUAGAGCGCAUUAUGCGUUUUGCGUUCGAAUCCGCGCAAAAGCGCCCAAGGAAAUUGCUCACAGUCGUCACGAAGAGCAACGCUCAAAGAAACGGCAUGGUGCUCUGGGAUGAAGUGGCUGCUGAGGUUGCGAAGGAGUUUCCGGAUGUCAAGUGGGAUAAGAUGCUGGUAGAUGCGAUGACUUGCCGUAUGGUCCUUGACCCGAAGUCGUUAGACACCAUUGUGGCUACCAACCUUCACGCCGAUAUCCUUUCUGAUCUUGCUGCCGCCCUCGCUGGUUCGAUCGGCAUUGCACCAACCAGCAACCUGGACCCUACACGACAAAAUCCCAGUAUGUUCGAGCCUAUCCACGGCUCCGCAUUUGACAUUACUGGCAAAGGCGUUGCGAACCCUGUCGCAACAUUCUGGACAGCCGCCGAGAUGUUGACCUGGCUAGGCGAGGAGGAAGCCGCUAAGAAAAUGAUGGAAGCCGUCGAAGCGGUGACUGAACGGGGUAUUACAACGCGCGACCUUGGCGGGUCGGCAGGAACGAAGGAGGUGACUGAUGCGGUAUGUCAGGAACUUGAGAAGGUAUACAGUACAGUGCCAGCCAAGAAGGCAUGAAGAUUUGGGAUUUCACGAUAGACUAGCAUGUUCAAU
This is a messenger RNA of Paraphaeosphaeria sporulosa, 1347 nucleotides long. Its product is annotated as tartrate dehydrogenase. Bases 199 to 1311 code for a protein of 370 amino acids. NCBI's taxonomy places the organism in Eukaryota, Fungi, Ascomycota, Dothideomycetes, Pleosporales, Didymosphaeriaceae. The record is from RefSeq and is a predicted model, not a curated record. The transcript has 4 exons. Gene Ontology annotation, molecular function: NAD binding; magnesium ion binding; oxidoreductase activity, acting on the CH-OH group of donors, NAD or NADP as acceptor.